AUGUUGUUUGUUUCGGGUGCCCUGUUGCUGCUGGGGUUAUGGGACGCUACAUUGAUCGAAGCGAAGCGAUCGUUCAUCAACCCUUACCCAACAUUCCAGGCUGUGCCACUGGCACCGAACGAUGAUGUUGGAGAACCGCUGUUCUUAACGCCGUUCAUUGCGAACAAAUCGAUCGAAGCAGGCCGGGACGCGGCUCGUGUCAACCAUUCCGCCAUUCCAGCAGACAUCGAAAGCUAUUCGGGAUACUUCACGGUGGAUGAAACAACCAACUCGAAUCUCUUCUUCUGGUACUUUGCGGCCAAACUAAGCCACGAUUCACCGGUGGUUCUGUGGCUUCAGGGGGGUCCUGGUGCAUCGUCCCUUUACGGGUUAUUCACAGAAAAUGGACCGUUCGCUGUGCGCAACGACUUGAAGCUGGCUCCACGCAAAUACAGCUGGCACCUGAACCACCAUCUCAUCUACAUCGAUAACCCCGUCGGAACGGGGUUCAGCUUCACCGAUAAGGAGGAAGGCUACUCGACGAACGAGACACAAGUCGGUGCAAAUCUGUACAACGCCCUGCAGCAGUUUUUCACCCUGUUUCCCGACCUGCAACAGCAGCCCUUCUUUGUGACCGGUGAGUCUUACGGUGGAAAGUACGUCCCGGCCGUGGCGCACACGAUCCACCGGAACAAUGGCGCGGCAAAGGUAAAGCUUAACCUGCAGGGUAUCGCAAUCGGAAAUGGGUUGUGCGAUCCGUACCACCAGCUCGUCUACGGCGACUAUCUUUACCAGCUGGGGUUGAUUGAUGGCAGAACGCGUGACCAAUUCCACCAGUACGAAGCGAAGGGCCGUGACUGUAUCACAAAGAAGGACUUCAAGUGUGCCUUUGACGUUUUCGAUGAGUUGAUCAAUGGGGAUCAAUAUCCAAGCGGAUCACUGUUCAAAAAUGCGUCCGGAUUCACCACGUACUUCAACUACCUGCAAACGGUACCGGAUCCCGGGGAUGAGUAUAUGGGGAAGUUUUUGCAACUGCCGGAAACACGCCGCGCCAUACAUGUGGGCAACAACUCGUUCCACGAUCUAGACGGUGAGAACAAGGUCGAGGAUCAUCUGAAGCUCGAUGUUAUGCAGUCGGUUGUGCCGUAUCUGAACGAGCUGCUGCACGCAUACCGUGUGGUCAUUUACAAUGGUCAGCUAGACAUUAUUGUGGCGUACCCGCUGACGAUGAACUACGUGACUAAGCUUAGCUUUCCCGGAGCAGAUGAUUACAAGAAGGCACCACGACACAUCUGGCGUGUGGAUGGUGAGAUUGCAGGGUACGCGAAGGAAGCGGGCAAUCUGGUGGAAGUGUUGGUCAGGAAUGCGGGUCACAUGGUACCGAAGGAUCGGCCGAAGUGGGCACUCGAUUUAGUGAUGCGUUUGACACAUGGUAAGAAGUUUGGAAAGAAGCCCAAACACUUCUAA
Anopheles marshallii is the source of this 1446-nucleotide messenger RNA. RefSeq names its product venom serine carboxypeptidase. Lineage: Eukaryota; Metazoa; Arthropoda; Insecta; Diptera; Culicidae. Gene Ontology annotation, molecular function: serine-type carboxypeptidase activity. Gene Ontology annotation, biological process: proteolysis. The transcript has a single exon. The coding region runs from base 1 to 1446 and encodes 481 amino acids. The record is from RefSeq and is a predicted model, not a curated record.